GUCUCAGACGUCUCAGACUCUGCAGAGAGGCAGGUGUCGCAGCCACGAGCAGUUGUUUUCUUUUCUUUCGCCGUUUGAGUUGUAUUUUGGACCGAUUUGGCGGCGCCGACGAUCGCCGGACACCCUCGGACAGUGCCCAGACGAUGAGGACAUCGCACAGGACGGACAACAGCUGCUAAAAGGAACAACAACAUGGCAGACGAGGACACUUCGGUUCGCGUCGCUGUCAGAAUUCGACCGCAGAUCGCUCGAGAACUGAUUGACAACCUUGGCGUGUGCACGAGCGUAACACCGGGAGAGCCGCAGGUGCAGCUGGGAAAAGGCAAUCUCUUCACUUACGACCAUGUCUUCGACACUGAGGAAGUGCAGAGUGCCAUCUACGAGUCCUGCGUCGCCCAGCUGGUUGAGGGUGCUCUCGAAGGAUACAACGCAACCGUCCUCGCCUAUGGACAGACUGGAUCAGGCAAGACUUACACAAUGGGCACAGGGUAUGAACUUACAUGUGGUGCGGAACACGUUGGCGUGCUGCCCAGAGCAAUCAGACACAUCUUCAGUGGCAUCGAGUCGAGACAGGAGCAAGCCAGGGAAGCGGGCAUUCCCAUUCCUGAGUUUCGAGUGGAAGCCCAAUUCAUUGAGCUCUACAACGAAAAUUUAUACGAUUUGCUAGAGCCCGAUAGAUCGGAACCCAAAAACAUUCGAAUCCAUGGUGACCACUUUGGAGGGAUUUCAGUAGAAGGAGUGAAUAGAACAGUUGUUAAAAUUGAAGAGGAAGCUAUGAGCUGCCUCAGAAAUGGUGCUCUAAGCAGGUCAACUGGUGAGACCCAGAUGAACCAACAGUCUUCCAGAUCCCACGCUAUUUACACAUUGCACAUUCAACAACGUCGACUUGCACCAGAAGAAUCUGAAGACAAAGAGAAUGGAGUUACAGGAGACUUUGAAACGCUCACUUCCAAAUUCCACUUUGUCGAUCUUGCUGGCUCUGAAAGAUUGCACCGAACUGGGGCCACAGGCGAAAGAGCCAAAGAAGGCAUUUCCAUUAAUUGUGGCCUUCUUGCCCUUGGCAAUGUCAUUUCAGCGUUAGGAGACAGAAGCAAGAAAGUGAUGCACGUACCUUACAGAGACUCAAAGCUCACCAGGUUACUGCAGGAUUCGUUGGGUGGAAAUUCUAGAACGGUGAUGAUUGCCUGCAUUUCUCCGUCAACCCAAGAUUUCAUGGAAACGCUGAGCACGCUGAAAUACGCUAAUCGAGCCAGAAACAUCAAGAACAGAGUCACUAUCAACCAGGACAAGUACUCUCAACAGCUAUCGCAGCUGAGGCAAGAAGUGCAGCGUUUGCAGCUAGAACUGCUGGAAUAUAAGCAGGGCAAGAGAGUAGUAAAUUCUGAUGGAGAAGAGUCUGUGAAUGAUAUGUUCCAUGAAAACAAAAUGCUGAUAACAGAGAACAACAAUUUCCGACUUCGACUCAAAGCGCAACAAGAGACAAUUGAUACGCUCACGUCAAGAAACACUGACUUGAAAACCAAGUUGGCAACUAGCUCUUGGGUCAGCGGGGGCGGAGAUGCAGAAACAAGCAACCAGAUUCACGAAAUGUUGCACAAAUAUGUCCAGGAGGUGGAAGACCUGACCUCAAAGCUCAUGGAAUCUGAAGCACUCUGCCAACAGCUGAGAGCUAACAACACUAAAAUGCAAUCCAGAGCCGCUUUGAGUCCACGUCCAAGUACAGCAGGGAUGGACUUUGAAUGUCCCUCUGUGAUGUCGUUAAUUGAAACAGCCAAGAAGGGUUUACAAAGGGAGCAGGAUAUGCUUCAAAGGUCUAAGAGUGAAAUAUUAAACUCGAAAAUUGAGCAAGCGUCUGAAUCGUCUGAGGAGGAAGACUUGGAACUGGACACUGACUCGGAUAGUGAAGAUGAGAAAGAGAAUCAAGAGGAUGAGCAGAGGAUGGGAGAGUUGGUCAACUUGGAGUCUGAAAUCAAUAUCAAACAGCAGCUUAUUGAGCAGCUAGAGUUGUCUCAAAGGAGAAUGAAUUCAAUGAAGCAGCAGUAUGAGGAGAAGCUGAGGCAGCUGGAGGCCCGAAUGGAGGCAACUAAAAUCGAGAGGGAUAAGGUUCUGGCCAGCCUCUCAGGCAAGAACGCUCCCCAAGAUGGCAGCAUGGGAGAACGCAUCAGGAAAGUGAAGGAUGAUUACGAGAAAAAGCUGGCCAACAUGCAGAAGGAACUGAAAACACUGCACACGGCCAAGAAGGAGCACGCUAAAGUCCUGAAAGAGCAUUCUCGAAACGAAUCCCAGCUCAGGCAGCUUAAGGGCGAGCUCUCUGAAAUGAAGAAAACUAAGGUUCGACUUUUGAACAAAAUGAAGGAAGAGAGCCAGAGGCACAAAUUGGAGCAGGAGAGGCGGAACAGGGAGUUGGCGCAGUUGCGGAAGACCAACCGGAAGCACGAAAAUCAGAUCCGCUCGCUGGAGGCUGAGAAGCGAGCAAAGGACGUGGUGCUGAAGAGGAGGCAAGAAGAGGUGAAUGCUCUGAGGAAAAACCAGUUCUCUGGGAUGUCAUCAAAGGCUGCUGGCAAGAUUGGCGGCAGAAAGGGUGGGUCUCCCCCGCCUCUGAUUCUCUCCUUUCCCCCAACUUCCUCAAAGCCCCCGGUAGGGCGCACUGAGGCCUAUCGUGGUGUUGCAGCCCUUCAAAGGAGGGCCAGCACCUUCUCGCCGAAGGUUGCCAAGCAGAGAUGGUCCACCUUGGAGAAGAACAUCACCCAGAUUUCCAUAACCAAAAAGACUAUUGCGGACCUAGAGCACCAACUUGAAAGUCACUUGGACGCAAGGAGGCAGCAUGGCCAAGAUUAUGCCGAAACUAGGAGAAGGCUAGCUGAGGCCAGAGCCAGAUGCGAAGAUGAGGAUAUUGUUGCUGGGUUGCAGGAGCGGCUGAAAGAAAUUCAAGUUGGAAUGGAGUUCACCCAGGAUGUCAUAGAGGAAACCCAGCAGAGCAUCAUGCAGCUGGAGGACACAAGAGAGGGUAAUGAGCCUGCAGACUUUGAAGCUGUCAUCAAUGAAGUGGAUGAGUUGGGCGAGGCAAAGUAUUUACUUUCCAAGAUGUACGCCAUGACCAUCAACCAGAGUGUUGCGGUUGCGCAACAAGAGCAGUCAAAUAGAAACCUCGAAACGAGGCUGAAGCAGUUUGUUGUGAGUGUUUCGUCGUUCCAAGAAGAGCUAUCAAAAUUGGAGCAAAAGAACGCCCUGCAAGAAGAACUUCUCCAGCAUGUUGUGCAGCAACAAGGGUUGACCAGGACCAUCAGCUCGUCCACGGUUGUCCUUUCUGAUGAGCCUCACCCUGGUUGUGUUGUUCUCACAGACAGCUCUGAUGAGUCAAGAGCACCUUCUCCAAGUCCAAGUUUGAUGAGCACAUCAAGUACCCGCUCAAAGGCCAGGAAGAGAACUGCAGAUCCCCAGCAAAUGCUGUACAUGAAGGACUCUUUUUCCACCUCUCUAUACAACCCAGAGAAGGAAAACACAGCUCAACUCAUGCCACCCCCUGUCAGGGUGACCAGUGCGUCCCUCAGGCUAAGCAACCCGUCACAGACCAGUCCGAUGGUCUCGCGCAAACAGUACGACACGUCCUCUUUGGCCAGCCCCAGGAUGACCCGUCGCAACACAUACACAGUCAAAUCUAGUCUGGGGCAGUCCACCCAUCUGGGCUCCAUGGAGCAAGGUAUUGACGCCACCCCUCCAAGCUCACCACCCACCUUCAGACGCUCUGUCUCAAGAGAGGAGAAAAACGUCUUCUCCAGACUUACUUCCGCUACUGGAGCCACCAGAGAUGAAAAGCCAGGACACGGCAUCAUCAGUCAGUUUGGUGGAAGGAUGGCUCACAAAUCUCCACUGAUUUGCACACAUGUUGCUGAAGGGCACUCAAAGGCUGUUUUAUCUGUUGAUGCAACUGAAGAUCUCCUAUUUUCUUCUUCCAAAGACCGCACAGUAAAGGUUUGGGACUUGAACCAGGGCCGUGAAAGAGACUCUCUGAAUGGCCAUCCGAACAAUGUUGUCGCCGUCAAGUUCUGUGAACGCACUGGCCUCGUGUUUUCGGUUUCUCACUGCUUUGUCAAAGUGUGGGAUUUAAGGCAGAAUCCGGCUCGCCCCAUCCACACUUUGUGCUCAUCAGGAAACACUGCCAACGGCACAUUUGCCAUGCCAGACCCUAUGGACAACCCUGGCGGCUCUCCGAUCAAUGACAUUGCUCUCAGUAACAAUGGAGAAGUUCUCUACAUGGCUGCUGGAGGCAAAGUCCGGGUCUGGGACCUAAGAAGGUUUGAAAAGGCUGGACAGUUGAUGGGUGGCCACCAGGCUGCUGUUAUGUGUCUCGCUGUUGGCGCCCUGUCCCAAGUUGAGGAUCGAGUCAUCACUGGCAGCAAGGAUCACUACAUCAAGGUGUUUGACGUACCCAGGGGCUUGGAAGGUUACCUCACGCAGCCCACCAUCAACCUGGACCCUCCUCACUACGAUGGCGUGCAGUCUCUCACACUGUCCAGAGACACCCUGUUUUCUGGCUCCAGAGACUUCUCCAUCAAAAAGUGGGACUUGGGCCGCAGGGAAUGCGUUCAAUCGAUCAAUGGUGCUCACAAAGACUGGGUGUGCGGCCUGGCUUUGCUUCACGAUGGACUCUUGGUUUCCGGCUGCAGGGGUGGUGUGCUCAAGCUGUGGGCCACAGAGUCGUGCUUGCCCCUCGGCGAAAUCAAGGCGCACAACUCGCCAAUCAACGCUGUCGCAACAAACUCCAAUUGCAUCUUUUCAGCCUCAAACUGCGGCGAAAUUCGCUUCUGGAAGGCUCCUCUGCAUUCAGCCAUGACCAUGUCGACAGGUCACCUCUUCGCCCUUUCUCUUUAGACAAGACGCCUCUCGUAGGACUUAUCCAUCAAAACUAAUUCUCCUUAACCACAUGAUAUACAUAUGAUUGAAAAGCAAAACACCUUGAUUAGUGAUGCAGAUUUUGUGAUAUUGCUUCAGAGCUGAACCAAUAAUUAGGAAAAUAUCACCCUGUGAUCCCUUCAACUAAAAAAGUAAAGAAAUUGUCCUUAGCUAGGACCACCCACUCCGUAGCUUCACACUACUAUCUUCUGUAAUUCCCCCAUUGGCUGAUCCACUGCUGGCGUUCUAAAUGAAGACUAAUAAAAUAUAUGUGUAUUUUGCAUCAGGCUAUGUCCAGCUUUUUGCUGAACUGGUUAUUUCAUGUAGUUCGCCAUAUAUUCACGCGAAUAUGAGUUCUUAUAACAAAAGCUAUAUACUCUGAGUAAAUUAAACACUUUACAUCUUGGUGCUAGAGAGAUAAACAAUAAAAAUGCUUCAGCGCCAAAAUUGUUUUCUCUGCUUAUAAUCAAUUGCUUUUCAAUGUAAAAAAUUUUGAUGUAUUUUAAUACUCAAUAUUUCUUGGAAUUGCUUAGCUAUAAUGUUAUGUAAAAAUGAUUGUCCUAUGGAGCAAUUUAGAGCACAAUAAAAUGAGGAAAUUAUUUAAUCAUAAAGAUGGGCUUUGUUAACAAUCUUUAAAUCUUUGCGCCACAAUUACAGGUAAAUUUAAAAUUAUGGUAUUUUCCUACUAUAAUUUCGUCUUUGUUCUUUGAGCUUUUGUUUCUUUUUGUUAAAUUUCUUAU
This is a messenger RNA of Cloeon dipterum, 5633 nucleotides long. RefSeq names its product kinesin-like protein 31E (gene Klp31E). Gene Ontology annotation, molecular function: microtubule motor activity; ATP binding; microtubule binding. NCBI's taxonomy places the organism in Eukaryota, Metazoa, Arthropoda, Insecta, Ephemeroptera, Baetidae. The record is from RefSeq and is a predicted model, not a curated record. Bases 193 to 4872 code for a protein of 1559 amino acids. Gene Ontology annotation, cellular component: microtubule associated complex. Gene Ontology annotation, biological process: mitotic spindle organization; microtubule-based movement; spindle elongation. The transcript has 21 exons.